GCCUGUCAGUGUCAGUGGAUGGGUGGCCUGGCCAAAACAACCAAAUUCAUCCAACACAAAAAAAAUAAUUACAUUGCUCCACUUUUAAGAGUUUUAAGAUUUUUAUGUAAAUUGUAAUAAAAAUGGAGGAAGAACAAUGCUUACACGAAUGUGAGAGUUAUGUGCAAAGUCAUAAUAUUCAGCUGCUGCUCAAAGAUUGCAUUGUACAGCUUUGUGUAAAUAAACCAGAGAACCCCGUUUCCUUCUUGAGACAAUAUUUCCAGAAACUAGAACGGGAGCAGGUCAAAGCUGCUGCAGCUGCAGCAGCUGCAUCAGAAGGAGAAGCUGAUGGCGAACUGUCACCUCUGCCUGUUCCUGGAGUUCAACCGUCCCGACGGCGUGGUGGUAUCAGUGCCGAGCCUGUAACAGAAGAAGAUGCUACUAGCUAUGUCAAAAAGGUUGUGCCAAAAGAUUACAAAACUAUGGGUGCUUUAUCACGAGCAAUAGCGUCGAAUGUACUAUUCACACACCUUGAUGAGUCAGAGAGAGCAGAUAUGUUUGAUGCAAUGUUUCCAGUCCAAUGUCUUCCAGGAGAGACAGUUAUUAGACAAGGUGAUGAAGGAGAUAAUUUUUACAUAAUUGAUUCUGGUGAUGUAGAGGUUUUAGUGAACGGUGAACCGGUGACUACCAUCGGGGAAGGCGGUAGUUUCGGUGAGCUGGCUCUGAUAUACGGAACGCCGCGCGCCGCUACAGUGCGCGCGCGAACGCCGCUCAAGCUGUGGGGGCUGGACCGCGACUCGUACCGCCGCAUACUAAUGGGCUCCACGAUCAGGAAGCGGCGGAUGUACGACGAAUUCCUGUCGCGCGUAUCCAUAUUGGAGAGCUUAGAAAAAUGGGAGCGGUUAACAGUAGCAGAUGCGUUAGAGCCUGUGUCUUUCACUGACGGCGAAAUAAUUGUUCGCCAAGGUGAACCUGGAAACGACUUUUACAUCAUUGUAGAAGGUUGCGCAGUGGUGCUGCAGCAGCGCAGCGGGCAGGGCGCGGCGGUGGAGGUGGGCCGGCUCGGGCCCUCCGACUACUUCGGAGAGAUCGCGCUCCUGCUCGACCGGCCGCGCGCCGCCACCGUGCGCGCCGCCGGCCCGCUCAAAUGCGUCAAGCUGGACCGCGCCAGAUUCGAAAGAGUGCUGGGUCUGUGUGCUGACAUCUUGAAAAGAAAUAUUGCACAAUAUAAUAGUUUUGUAUCGUUAUCUGUGUAGGAAAACAUGUGUUCAAAUAAGUGUAAUCACGAUUAACAUUUAUAGGUGGAUAAAUAAUAAAUGGGUGUCUAAUAACCUAAUGAAAAAGGGAUUUUUGCGUGAAGCAUAAUACCAUUUACAACAUUAUCCAAAAAGUUAUGUUAAAACUUCUUUGUUACUUUAUUAUUUAUGUUCUAUUUAUCUGUUAACAUUAUAAUAAGCUAAGAAUAUUCUUUCUUGUGCGGUUAUUUGGCUAGCUAAGCUCAAAUAUUGGGAUGCCUUGCGCUUAAUCCGAUAAAUAAACGGUUUUUUACCAUGAACAUCUACCCUGAAUGCUGCCUAUCAUAGCUCUAAACCAAGUAUUGACUGUAAAUUAGAGACUGAGGAGUUCAAAAUUGUACCUUAUAUAAAAUCCAGCUUCCCAAAGUAAUCACUAUCCUAAGUUGGCGAUAAAGUUUAUAAAAAAACUUGUGCAAUGUUGAGUAUAUGGGGUAGUGUGCUAAUAUUUAUUAUACGGAAUCUCGACACUUUUAAUAAAUUUCGUUGGUACCUACAAAUUUUAUGCAGGUAAAUUUCAUUAUGAGAACGAUUUUUAAACUAGUUUUGUUUCGACAAAACACCUUGUAUACCAGUCAUUUGUAUUCUUGCCUCUUGGACUUCCUUUUCAGGAAUGCGAUCAUUUCGGGAAUAAUAUUUUUUUCGUUUUACUUAAUAUUACGAUUCAAGUAAUACACAGGGUGUAAAAUGAUCCUCGACACAGCGGGAGCCAAAGAUAUACAUAAAAAUAAGAAACUUUGAAAAACAAAAUUGCUGGGAAACAUUAUUUAUUAGUUAUAAUAGUUGAAUCCUUGGAAGGUGCGCUUACAGUCGAGAUACAUUGAGUGAUGUCUUUUAAAAGCCUUUUUUGUUUUACUGAACUUUAAUUAUUAAGUAUUUUCAUAAUUUAUGUUUCUUUGGACAGUAAUUAAGAAAUAGUAUUUAAAAUUUGUUUCCAUUAAUACCUUGAAAUAUUUUUUUUGCUUUGACCUUCAUUAACUUCAUAACCAAUGGGGUCGAUCUGGAAUGAUUCUCUAAACCUAAACUUAAAGGACAUUGGGCAAAAAUGUAUGGACGCUGCACCCACGUCCGCCACGGCUUACACUACAUUUGUUUGAAAGGUAUUAUAGUCAAGAUCAUCUGUGCCAAAGCUCAUCAAAUUCCAUCCCGGGGGUCUUUAGUUAUUUUAAGUUAAAUGUGUACAAGUACUAUAACGAACGAACAUUAAUGAAACAAGGGAAUUAAUUUAGUUAGUUCGACUCUACAUAGGGUGCUCAGGAAUUAUGGGAGUAACUUCACAAGGUGCAAGGGUGCCCCCUUAUGUUAUUCUGCCGCGCUAGAGUAAAUCCAAACAUCCCGAUCCCCGCAUGUGUUGGGUUUUUUUUAAACAUUCUGUUCGUUAUAGUAAAUUGUCCGUUUUAAAUAGAAGAUAUGUAAAACGGAGGGACCACAGAUUACACAAACUUGUCCACGCUUCGGAGAACACAUAAUUCCAGUUCAUCCAUACUAAUUGACAAAACCGAUAAUCGUGUUCCAAUAUCCAAAGCUUGUUAGAUAAAAAUCAAUUAAGUGCUCACAAUCACAACGAAGUAAGACGAGUCGACUAUUUGCAACUGCAAGUCCUUCAUCAUCCGUAAACCGUUUUGACAUGUCUCAGUAAGAGCAAGCGCAGGAUGGUCGGCAGGCUUUGUCGUGUAUCUGGUUGUAUAGUACGAUAUGGCAUAUUAUUACGAUUACUAAUAAUAUAAAAUGAAGGUACUAUAAAAUGAAUUUAUUCAGCUACUUAAAUAUGUCCAUGUGUUAUAUCUAUUGACUACCAGGAUAUUUUUUACGGUGUCAUAUCUUUUGACUCCCAGGAUAUUUAUUUUCGGUGUCAUAAUAAAAAGGGUAGUUUUUCAUAGAUUUAUCGAUUCAUACUUAUUACAUUGUUGGCGGAGCUGGGUGCGUUUUGCCCAUUGUCCUUUGACAACAGUUUAUCCUUGUCAUUAUUUAUAAAGAAUGAAAAGGGGAAACUGAUGUUAAAUUUAGUAUGAUUCUCUAAACGUAAACUUAAAUUUAACAACUGUUUAUCCUUGUCUUUAUUUAUAAAGAAUGACAAGGAUAAACAUUUAGUUUUAAGUUUAGACAAUCAUGCCUGAAUCGACACCAUUGAUUCCCUAGGUAUAGUCUUAAAGACAGGCCCCUCUUUCCCAGUGGGCACUUUGUGCAAGUGCCUAGGGCGCCACGAUCGAUAGGGGCCCCCCUCAGAUCAAAUACAAAGUCCCUAGUCCUGUCAAAUCUCCAAACGGGGGUCACAGGGGCCCCAUUAUUCUAAUAUGCCCAGGGCCUCCAUUCUAAUAUGCCUAGGUCAAAGACGGCGCUGCUUAAAGACAAGAAUCCUAAUAAUGGGUACAAUACUUGGUAGUCUAAGGUCUUUUUACACCCUGUAUGUUUGUGAGUAUAAUGCUACAAUGAGAAUACAUUGUUUUGAACUGGACACGAUAAUAUUUUAAGCAUCUGUGUCUCUAUCUCUCACAUAUACAUUUCUUGUCAAUAUCAACAAAAACUUGGAUUAUGUUUUUGUAAUAUAACGGAUCCUGAGGGCUGUUAUUAUGUACAGUUAAUACAAACAUAAAACUGGAUAAAUAUCAUUUUGGAUUGUUGUUUUAUAUCGAUUGCUAAUAUUGAAAGAUGUACCAAUAAUAUGAAAUUAUUUUAUUAUCCACUUGUACCCUCAGAGUAAAUAUGUAUAUGCUCUAAAAGUUGUACCAUAUAAAAAUGUCGUUUAAACAUUUAAAUUAAUGCUAACUUAGAUAAAUAUUAUGGUAAUGUGCAUCUUUCAAUUAAUUGAAAUAAGCUACGGAAAUCAUAAAUUAAUAAACCAGAUCGACAAAAGCUUUAACAAAAUAUUAUAUUGCGAGCCCAUAAAAAUACUAAUAAAAUAACUGAAGGUUUGGAUAAAAGGCUGUGUCUCAGGAUGAAUAAAUGUCAACGUCAUAUCUAUAGUUACAAUCAUGGACUUAUAAAAAAGAGUCCCGGUAAACAAUAAACUGUGUCGCUCAGAGUCGGCCAGGUCGCUGUACGUACAAGCCGGCACGCACACAUUCACACAAUAGUCAGCCACUACGCGUGCAAACGUCAAAGCAGCCGACACGUUUCGUGGAGAUAAAAAAUAAGCUAAACAAGAUAUCUUGCUUGUAAAAAGGUGUAAAAACCGUAGUGACCGAAAGAAAAAAAAUCCAGGAAUCACGUUUCAUAGGUAAAUGAAUAAUUGAAUAACUUUUUUCUAGUUUUUAGAAAUUGAAAUCAAUUUUAAUUCUAAGGACAAAAUGAUUAAUCUAAAGUCCAGUGUUGCCAAUGUUCAUGUAACCAUAUUACCUAAAAUAUGCGAAAUUGGGUUGACAUUAACUUCAAUCUAUUAUUUAUUAUUCUUUUUUAUCAGAUUUCCUUAAGAAAAUGUAGUAUGGAGAAAUUACUGGAAAAUUAUUGAUUUCCAAACAAAUAUGUAGUAGUGUCAUUUUGUACUAUAUUAGUUAACACUGGUUUAAUUAUGAUAUAAAUAAAAGACUUCUAUUCCAUGUUGAAUUUAUUAAUUGAAAAGUCACUGUCACAUAAGUGUCAUCAAAUGUUGCCAUACAUAUAUCACACACAUUUUUAGUCUUCAUUUUGAAGUUCAAGACUUAUAUACAACUAAAGGAGGACUCCGGCAUGUUAUUACGUAUGCAUUACCUCAAAAGGUUGAUUAAAAUUUUUAACCGACUUCGAAAAGAAAGAGGUUCGCAAUGCGUCAUAUUUGUUUUUUUAUAUUGUUGUUCGCGCAGAUCUCCAAGAUUCAUGGACCGUUUAUGAUGAUUCUUUUUUUGUUUUAAUCAGUUUACUAGCGAGAUGGUUGCAUAUUAAUUUACUGGAGAUCUGAUGAGUACUUUCGGAGGAAAACAAUGGAACUCCUCAAUUACAAACAGUACUCAAUGGGUGUUAGUUUAUUUUAAGAAAUAUGAAAGAGAAUGCAGGCCAGGCCAUCUAUAUUUAGUUGAUUUACCCAAUAUUGAGAAAAUUCGAUAUAUUCUAGAAUUUCUCCUGAGUUCCGACUGUUAAAGUAACUUUGUUCUAGACUACUGGACUUGUUUUUUUCUUUUUAGUACAUUUUUUUAUUUACGACAAUUCAAUUUCAUUUUUUUUAAUUACACGAGUUGUAUAUUUUCUAAAUAUUCUUUUAAAACCCUUCACUUUGAUACCUCGCUUGACGGGUUAUAAAAAUACUUAUACUUUUUUUGCAUAAUGUUUCAUUUUGGCUCAUAAAAUCUGUUAUUUUGAUUUUUUGAAAUUUUAAUAUACCCCGUGCCACUCACACAAUCACGACUAAUCAAAUGACACCUCGCAUGUCAAAAUCCGUCAAGACGUUCAGGCUGUAGGGCGUGCCAAAUUAUUGGACAUACAUGCAUACAUAUGCUCAAAAAACAUUAUCCUCCGCAGUCGGACAAAAAGUAAAAUUUUGAACAAUCAAAAUAUUUUCACCUUUUUACUGUGUUUUAUUGGUAAAAAAUUGGCUAACCUAGCAACCCUACAAUUCACUCACUCAUCAAUAGCCGCCGCCAUUACGGUGCCUCAGUUUUGUCUUAGCCGAAACUCUGUCCGCCUUUUUUUAUACGUCCAUGGUUACAAUGUGAUGAAAACAGUCGCAUCAUUUUCUAACAACCAAUCACAAUAAGGAAAUGAAUAUAAACCAAUAGUAUUAGUUAUCAUCUGUCAAUGUCAAAUUGCAUCUAGCUAGAUAAUAACGUUUAUUUAAGCAGAUUCCCAUUGUACUUCAUUCAGAUUUUCACCAAAUUCUAUUGAAUUUAUAAAGAUCUUGAUGAGUGAGUCUUUUUAAGUAUAAUUUUAGAUAUUUUUAACAUAAUUUGUACCUAGGUACAAAAUUGGGCAGAAGUUAAAGGUUCAACAAAGAAUGACACAAACGUUUGUGUUAUCAUCAUAAAAAUAAAUCUGGUUGGAUUGCAUUAAUGGAUUUAUUCGCGUGUUUCAGAUUUUUAUUUUUCUGAAGCUUUAAUUAUUUAUAACUCAAAACUAUGCCGAUUUUUUCAUACUGUCGGAUAGUCUAUUACAGAUUAAUGUGUUUCGGAUACAGAGCCGGAUUUAGGAUUGUGGAGGCCCCGGGCCACUUAGGAUUUGUAUGCUUGUUGACCCAUCAAAAUUUUGUUAUUUCUUAAGCCGUUGUGGUGGCCCCUGGGCCACAGCCCCACCUGCAGUGCCUUUAGGCCCAGAGAUUAAUAUAAUCAAAUAAUCAUGUAUGUUAGAUGUACAAAGUACUGUAGGCCGUAGGUAAAGGUAAAAGAGCAAAAAAAAUAUCAAAGGAAAAGAUGUUUACUAGUGUUCACUAGUUGGAAUUUGAAAGUUUUUUUCCCCGAAGUCUCUAUUGUGGGGGCCCCCCGUUUGUGGAGGCCCCGGGGCUUUCCCCCCGGUUGCCCUCCCCUAAAUCCGGCAGUGUUCGGAUAUCAUGAAUAACUCAAUCUUGGAUUUUAGUCUUUCGCUAGACAGAUGGCGGGCCUAGAGAGCGAGACGAGGCGUUUUUAUUUUGAAUCUAGUCGCAAUACAAUAUAAACAAGGCUAGCCAACGCGUUUUAGGUCGCUUCGGUACAUUGUCUGUUUGGCAGUGGCAUUAAAGUUUCCGUGAUCUUCAAUGCUUAGUGACAUUGCAAAGCAUAGAAAUCUAAUAAGGAAGUGUUUCAAAUCAAUUGUAAAUAAAAAUAGAUUUGUGAUAGACGACAGGCUACAAUGAAAUUAUAUGAUUAGUUCUCUAACAAAGUUAUAUUAUUUAAAAGAAAAUCAACACAUUAGAAUUAACUUGCGUCUUCGAUGCUCUUACAAAAUUAUUCAGUUAAACCUUAAUUUCAUUUACUACUUGCUGAUCCAGGAAAUUCGUACCACUAUAAAAUAGAGGUUGGUGGUAGAAGAGUGAAAAUUUUGGAUUGUAAUGCCGAAUCAUGAGAAAAGUAAAAUAAAAAAAAACUUCGUAUUGCCCCCACGCGCUUCCAUUACUGCGUUUAUCCGGUUUAGCAUGGUGUACACCACAGAACACAGAAAGAGGUCUUCCUCUUUCUAUGUUCCGUGGUGUACUUGUAGCAAGAUUCUUAUACGAUUUUGGGGAAUAUUCUCCCAAUCCUCUGUGUUAUUGUUAUUCUCCAAUCUUGAGCUCACGAAGCGUAAUUGGGGGAGGGUUAUGUUGUUUUACGCAUCUCCCUAGCUCGUCCCAACAGCUAAAAAGAGCAAGGCCGGCUAUGCUGUCUGAAUGUGGUAGUGGACAGCAUUAAGGUUGGAGUGUAAACUCCUGACGUUGCAGAAAUCCACGAUAAAUGUGGCAGUGGGUGUUAUAUGACGCUUUUUGUGUUGAGUGCGGUUUCGCCCUCCCCACAACCUCGCCUCUCAAGGGCAACCUCGACGUCUACGUCCAAAAGGAUACAGUUCUGAGCGUGGAUAUUGAGAGCGGUAUCUUUCAACACGGAAGCAGCUGGCAUUCCCUGGGUGUUAUUCUGUUUAUCUGCGCCAUCAUGAAGAGAAGGGAGGAAGUAGUCUCACUCAGUCGGCGAAAUGCAGCACAUAGUACUACUUCACGCCGGUAUUUCUUGUGGUCGUGGUAUCACUAUAGCCAAGCCAGCCCACUCAUGCUGCAAACUAAGCCACUGCGCAGCUCUCCCACGACAAAGGACAAUGGGCAAAAAACACCCAGCUCCACCAACAAUGUAAACACAAUACUACAAGUUGAAUUUGGUACAGUACCAGGCCAUUAUUUUAUAAGUCACAUCGCUCUUUAGUUAAGUUAACAUUUAACCCAUACAUGACGACAUAUUCAGAUGGCGGAGGCUUAAACCGGCCCCCCGCGACAACCGGUUACCCUUGUAGCACAGCACUCCCCUUAGUUAACAUUGAUCAACUGCGAAUAAUUUUUCUAUUUUUUUGUGCUUACGAUCCGAAAAAAAGAUUGUGGCGGUGUAAAACCACUUUAAAAGUUUCACUUGCUUCAUGGUUUUAUAAAACCACAUUUUUUUUAAAUGUAAAUUCAUCUUUUUGUUCUGUGAAAAAGAUAAUUGUCGUAGAUGAUACUCAAAGAAUUUGACAAAACAAAAAAUGUGUCUGCUUUGGCUGUUGUACAGAACAGCCGCCGCCCUAAUUCAAUAGUUUAAUAAUCUUUGUGUUGUAAAUAGUAGUCCUAGUUAGUUAUAGGUGAAAUGUAAAAUUAUUGUUAUUUUGAUAAAAGAGUUGCGCAACAGUCAUUUCACGAUAGGUAGGUACACAUAUUCAGUAACACAACCUCGUUGUCGUCUUGCGCCGCGGCGUGCGGGGAAUCCCUAGACUUGCGUCUUUUUGGAAGUAUCGGGUGCGCACUCUGCCUCGUGCAGAGCGGUCUUUAGUGUCCACUCUCCCCCUCCCUGCCCUCGGCGCGGUCUAGCCCACCGGGUGCGACCCAUGUGGGAGGCCCGGUGAACGACCAGCGAGCAGGCGGUGGACUUGUGAUGAGGUGGGGGGGCUGGAUAGUCAUGUGGGGUGUUGUCUGUCUUUCCAUUUUGUGUGGAUGCAUGUGUGUAUCUAGAUUGUUU
Chilo suppressalis (striped riceborer) is the source of this 8821-nucleotide messenger RNA. The record is from the annotation of a GenBank genome assembly. NCBI's taxonomy places the organism in Eukaryota, Metazoa, Arthropoda, Insecta, Lepidoptera, Crambidae.